GCGGUGCCCGAGCGCUUCCGCCGCGCUCCGUCCCCUCGCCCCCGCUGGGCGGCCCCGGGGCGAGGCCUCGGUCCCGCCUCUGCUCUGCCCUGCUCCAUAUAUGCCGGCGGCCGCCCUCCGCAGCUCGCAAACCGCGUCCGGGAUGCUGCGCGCCGCCCCGCCACAGGCGCUGCUGCUCAGCGCGCUGCUGUGGCACCUGGCCGCCGGCUAUGAAGACCUACCAACAGCAGUCAAUAUAACUUGGUCUUCAAUCAAUUUUAAAACUAUACUACAGUGGCAACCAAAACCAUCAGGCUACCUCUAUACUGUAGAAAUACAUGGACAGACAUCUGACAUGAAGAGAAAAUGCAUACUGACAUCAGAAACAGAGUGUGAUGUUACUGAUGUGCUCAGGAAUGUAAAGGAGACAUAUACAGCACACAUACUGUCUGUAAAGCCUGUGGGGAUGGAUAACUUUGAAGAGCCACCUUUUGCAGUCUCUGAAAAAUUUACACCUUAUACCCAGACUGUUAUUGGAAAACCAGAGAUAAAGGAUUAUUCACAAAAAGGUUCCAAACUGAAUGUCGUGUUCAAAGAUCCACUUACACCAUAUAUGUUUUCUAAUGGAAGCUUUCUGAGUAUUCAAGAUAUUUUCCAGCAUGACCUGGAAUACAAACUCUAUUACUGGAAAGAUCAAAGUUCUGGAAAGAAAGAUGUGACAACAAAAAGCCAUAAUUUUGAAGUAAGCGUUGACAGUGGAAAGAAUUAUUGCUUCUAUGUCCAGGGAAUCAUUCCCUCUCGCAGAGAAAAUCGUAAUGGCCAAGAAAGCGUGGUGCUCUGUACCAGUGUAGGAAGGAAUAUCUUAGAUGAAUACGGAACAGAAGUCUUUAUCAUCCUAGCAGUGAUAGCAGUUGUAGUCAUCACUCUUGCCAUUGUCCUUCCAGUGGUUCUGUGUAAACGCAAGAAAGCAAAGAAAGCAAGAGCUGUGAGAGAAAAGGAGCUGCUUAAUGGUGUCUAAGGAAAAAAUAUUGCAGACACUAGUAGCAGAGCCAAAGCAGAAAAAAACCCAACAACAAAAAAAAACCUAAAUUGGGUAAUUGACUGGAGCCUUUUAGGCUCUCUGGAACAGGAAUUCUGAAACCCAAACUUUAUGUGGAUUAAAAGAUCCAGACAGUACAGACAGAAAUUCCAGAUAUAAGGAAGCCCUGUGUCAUUAGUGGCCAGAGGCUUGAAGAGCAUUCUGGUGAUCUGUUACAAUCACAGAAUGUGCUGAGUUGGAAGGGACCCAUCAGGAUCAUCGAGUCCAACUCCUGGCCUUGCAUGGGACCCCUCCACAAGUCACACCCUGUGCCUGACAGUGCUGUCAAACAGCUUCUUGACCUCUGCCAGGCUGCUGCGUGACCACUUCCCUGGGGAGCCUGUUCCAGUGCCCAGACAUCCUCUGGGUGAAAAUCUUUCCCUGAUACCCAACCAAAACCUUCCCUGACUCAGCUUCAUGCUGGUUUUUUGAGUCCUGUCACUGGUCAUGAGAGUGAAGAGAUUGGCAUUGCCCCUCUGCUUCCUUUGGCGAGGUUGUUGAAGUGUCUUCCCUCAGUCUCCUUUUUUCCAUGCUGACAGACCAAGUGACCUCAGCCACUCCUCAUACAGUUUCCUUUCUGGAGCCUUCACCAUCCUUGUUGCCCUCCUUUGGACCCUCUCUAACAGCUCAAUGUCUUUUUUCUAUCGUGGCACCCAGAACUGCCCCCAGCACUUGAGGUGAGGCCACCCCAGCUCAGAGCAGAGUGGGACUAUCCCCUCCCUUGCCUGGCUGGCCAUGCUGUCCCUGAUGUCCCCAGGACAGGGACGUCCCUCCUGCCAGGCCACUGCUGGCUCAUGUUCAACUUUCCCUUGACCAGGUCCCCCAGGCCCCUUUCUGUGGCCCUUUCUGCUGUCCAGCCUCUCAUUCCCCAGUCUGUCUGUACAUCCAGGGUUGCCCCAUCCCAGGUGCUGAGCCCAGCACUUUCCCUUGUAGAACUUCCUAUGGCUGGUGAUUGCCCGUCUCUAAAUUGCCAAGGUCUCUUUGCAGAGAUAUUUUUCCUAGACUGUUCCCAAGCCCCUUCUAUUGUCCUGUCAAACAUGAUUCUGAACUAGAGGUACUUUUAAUUUGAUCAGUACGGCCUUAUUGAGCCAGAAGAUUUACGGUACUUGUGAGGGGAAAAAAACACUACUUUUGAAAAAUAGGUGUCCUUUACCUAACUAAAAGGAAUAUUUUUCUGUUUCUAUGAAACAAACCCUGUAUUUAUCUGCCUUUUAACAAUAUUAACUGAUGAAAUAAUCUGUUAGUUCAGAUGUGACAAAAUUGCUACUAUUAUUUCUGCACUUCUUGGAUAAAGUUAACUUGGUCUGUUUAUCUUUGGAUGUAGACAAAGGUAAACAAACUGAAACAACUGCACUGGCAACUUGUAAGAAACACUAUUGAAGCAGGUACUUGCUAUUUAUCUGGAAAGUAUAUCCAGUUACACUACACCUAGAGUUAUAUAGACAGAGGAGUCUGAUAGUUCCAACUAAGUGUUAGAACAAAUACUUUGCAGGCUUUGAGUCAGCAGUAACUCACUUCAGCAAGCACUGAAUAGGUAGCAGUAUUUACUGCAUUUUGAACAUCGUUUUUAAUUAACAGUUGAAGAAUGUUUUCUGUCGUGUAGAUUCAAAUCAUCUUGGUGAUGGGAUUUGGAGAUACCUGUUGCUUUGACUUUUAGUAUUUAUUUUAUAAAUGAGAAUCUAAUUUUUAUACUGGUGUUAUCUCUAUUUAUGAUGGUAAUUUAUACUUUUCUAGUGAAAUAAAGGUGACUGGAAACAUAA
Molecule: messenger RNA, 2817 nt
Organism: Vidua chalybeata
Lineage: Eukaryota; Metazoa; Chordata; Aves; Passeriformes; Viduidae
Gene: F3
Product: coagulation factor III, tissue factor
Exons: 6
Coding region: 101-997 (298 amino acids)
Biological process (GO): blood coagulation
Cellular component (GO): membrane
Molecular function (GO): protein binding
Source: RefSeq, a predicted model, not a curated record